AUGGCUAUUCUCCAUGAAACAGUUUGGUGUGUUGUGCCGACUCUGCAGCAUAGGUUAGCACCCAUAGAAAAGCUAAUGGUAAACAUCAACACAAAAUCCACGUCAGUGAGCAACAGCAUCACUAAGCAGCUCGAAAAAACGGCAAAUCUUGAAAAGAUUGAUUUUUACAAGAUUGGUCGCCAACUUAUGGAGCCUUUUGUGUUGGGAUUUGUCGCUUCAGAUGGUAGUCAGCGUGGAGUCCCUGAUGGUUUUAAUGAAGCUAUGAUUGGCUAUAAAGUAAUUGAUUUGAACAUUGGGAACAUUUUUGAGGGGUGGAAGUUCACCGCGCCCGUUCGCGGACUCGACUGGUACAGGCACAGCCUGGAUGAAGGAAGGGGACACAAUCAUGACAAGAACGCUUGUGCAUAA
Molecule: messenger RNA, 408 nt
Organism: Physella acuta
Lineage: Eukaryota; Metazoa; Mollusca; Gastropoda; Physidae
Source: RefSeq, a predicted model, not a curated record